Fusarium falciforme is the source of this 1314-nucleotide messenger RNA. RefSeq names its product HET domain-containing protein. The record is from RefSeq and is a predicted model, not a curated record. NCBI's taxonomy places the organism in Eukaryota, Fungi, Ascomycota, Sordariomycetes, Hypocreales, Nectriaceae. The transcript is spliced from 2 exons. The coding region runs from base 1 to 1314 and encodes 437 amino acids.
AUGCGGCUCAUCAACGUGAGGACAAUGGAGCUGGAGGAGUUCCAUGGAGACCAGGUCCCCAGGUACGCCAUUCUCUCUCAUACCUGGGGACAGGGCGAGGUCACAUUUCAAGACUGGAAAGAUCCCAACCUUGCUUCCCAGAAGGCGGGUUUCGCCAAGAUCCUCGGCGCUUGUCGACAAGCCUCUGAGGAUUCCCUAGAAUAUCUCUGGGUGGACACCAACUGCAUCGAUAAGACGAGCUCCGCAGAACUCUCAGAAGCUAUCAACUCCAUGUUUGCCUGGUAUCGCGAUGCCGUGGUUUGCUACGCUUUUCUCAUUGAUGUUCCUACCAUACCCGCCAGUGGUCUAGUUCGUUACGAAGCCUACUGUCAAAGUCGGUGGUUCACGCGCGGAUGGACCUUGCAAGAGCUUCUCGCGCCACGGGAUGUGAUCUUCUUUGAUCAAAAUUGGCAGCAGAUCGGCAACAGGUCGGGGUCGUUAGGGGAGCGGAUAGCUGCCAUAACGCAAAUUGAAGUCCCUUUCAUUACUGAUCAAUCCACUCUCACGCGUGCGAGUGUCGCCCAGAAGAUGUCGUGGCUAUCACGACGUGCCACUACGAGGGUCGAAGACAUGGCAUAUUGCAUGCUUGGAAUCUUUGGUAUCAACAUGCCUCUACUCUAUGGCGAAGGAACAAAGGCCUUUCUGCGCCUACAGGAAGAGAUUGUGAAGAUAUCUACCGACCAUACCAUAUUCUGCUGGAAUUGGGUCGAGUCCGUACCCGGCUCAUGGACCAGCAUGCUAGCCCCUACCCCGGCGGCUUUCAAGUUUUCUGGUUGUUACUUCGAACCCAAAAGGGACAUCAGCUCACCCAAGAUAUCCCCCUACUCAUUCACCAAUGCUGGUCUCUCUAUCCAGCUUCCUCUUGUUUCAGCUUGGGGCUACUCGUUUGCCCUUCUAGAGGCUCAUCACCCUGGGUCCUCCCGCCAAUUUGCCAUUCCUCUCCGCUAUAUUGGAGAGCUUGGGGCCUUCAGGCGGAUAGCUUUCCCUCCAUGUCCUGUUUCUAUCGAAUCGUGGCUCCCAGGGCCGCCUCGCAAACUGCUCGUGAGGGCGAGACCGAACCCAUUUCAGUUAGAACUAGGACUUCCCACCACGCCAGAGUUCCAGUAUGGCCUCCUCUUGACUACCUCCAGCAACGUGCUGCAGGACUUAUGGCGCGAUUCAUUUUAUGGAGACUCGCCCGUCCCUACGCGGUUCCCUACAAACAUCAUGUGCGGUGUUGUUACCGCAUAUCCUGCAGUCUGGCGAGACCCAGUGGUUCUGCAGGUUCUCACCUGA